AUGUUGAUUGAUCACAUCUUAACCAUUCAUCUCUGUUACAUGAGUGUAACACUGGCAGAAUUCAACGUUUCAGAUGCCUACAUCGGCUGUUUCAAAUUCAUCAGCUCCAAUAAUUCGCAACCUCAUGUCGUUAGUAGCAUUAUAGAAUGUUCCAGAACUUGCACUGACCUGGGAAGCACUCACAUGAUCGCCUUAAGGAAAGGAAGAGAUUGCUUCUGCGUCGACAGAGUGGAUGCCGUUGUAGCUUCAUCCCAGUGUCACGUCCGCUGCCCAGAUGGCAGGGCGUGCGGUGCGAUGGAUACUUAUUCAGUAUACAAACAUCGGCGAAUGCUGUUACACGAUGUUGCUUACUUUUUCACAGAUGGUUACAAACGUGAUUCUCCACGGUUUACUUCUGUAUCUAUAGAAACGUGUGCAUAUUAUUGUUUACAAUUUGGCUUUUCUCGUUUUUGUAUACAUUCUAACGGUUUCUGCGUAUGCAAUGAAUGUAUAAAGGAAAAUCUAUUUCCAUUAAAGCCGGAUGUAUUUGAAUGCAAUGUGAGGUGUCCGCACGAUGAGAACGAGAUUUGCGGCUGUCACCAAAAAAGUGGCCGAGACGAUAGUGCGGUCUACCUGACUCUUUUCAAAUAUGAGUUCCAAAAGGGCACCUCUCUUUUUGCUCGCUGCCGAGAUAGGGGUUGGAUUAAUUUGGUUUUUGACAUUCCAGAGACAUGCACGUACGGAUGCAAGGAGGGAUGGAAAGACGGUAAAAGGCCAUGCAUGGAAAGAGAUUGCACUUUCAAUAACGGAGACUGUGGAGCAUUGAAAUGCAUUGAAUCAGUGGUCAAUGGUUACUCGUACAUUGAAUGUGUCUGCCCGUAUGGCCAGGCUAGAAAUAAAAUGGAUGGGUGUGAAGUUUUUAGGCUAAACUUAGCCUUUAAAAGAAAAUCCUACCUUAGCUCAACACUCAACCAUUCACAUUAUGGACUUUUAGAUGCAAUUCAUUUAACUGACGGCAUAUACGAUGGCUUCAAAGGCGCUCAGAUCAAUGAUAACAUCGCCGCUUGGAUUGCAGUUGAACUCGAGAUGUUAUUUUGCGUUGGUUAUGUUAAAGUUUAUAAAAGAUACUGCGCGAGUCAAAAGGAGUGUGACGAAAUGAAUGGUUUUGUCGUCUCACUGAAUGUCACGUUCGACACAAACUCUAGAACCGACAUAAGACGUCAUGUGAAGCUUUGUGGCCGUGCAACUAAUGAAAGUACGCUAUUGGGAAUAACGAUUACAGUAACAUGUGAAAGCUUUUUUCCUUCGAAGUUCGUCAUAAUCCAGCAGGCAGACGACCUGUUUUGGUUAGGAAGCACAGCUGUGGCCGAGUUAGAAGUCUAUGAGGCUGGUUGCGACGUUGAUAACGGAAAAUGUGGAAAGAUGAGGUGCUCAGAAAUCCGAGAGGGAAAUGCAACCGCCAUCAGCUGCAGUGAAUGGAACGAUACCGAGUUGGUGUUGGCAUCGACCCCGUUCUAUGGCUGCUACCAAGAAGCAGACUUAAUGGGUAUAUUAAUGUGGACAAACGAUUACGAACAAUGCAAUAAAGAAUGCAAAAUCUUGGAUAAGUUGUCUGUGAUGAAGUCAGGUUUCAACUGCUGGUGCGCUGAUGAGGCAAUUGUGAUGGGCAGGCUACCUGUCGAAGUUUGCAAGACAGGCCAUUACCAAUCCGCUCUCGUUUUCUCUGAUUGCAUAAUUAACGAUAAUUUUUGUGAUAGUACCGAAACCUCUACUUCUACAACUACUACUACCACAACAACUAUCACAACAUCCACUACAACUACAACCACAGCAACCACAAAAACAGCAAUUGCUAUAGCUAAACUAUCCAGAAUUACUGCCAUUCAAACGAUCGCGACUGCAGAAACGACCACCAACGUAGUGACAACGCCACCACCACCAAGACCACCGCCACCACCAAGAACCACACCACCAACAACUACAGAAGUUGAAAAUAAGGCGACAGAUAGCGUCAUCGUUAGCUUCAAAACAUGGGCUGAAGAAAAUUUGUUGUAUAUAUUAGUCAGCCUUGUAGAUUUAGCAUUAAUAAUCGCCACCAUAGGAGCUAUAGUGAUCAUUAAGAAGCGAAAGAGGAAAAAUAAAAAUGCGGCGACGCAAGAAGUGAGAGAAACCCAAAGAGAGAGUAUCAGAGAUGAUGAUGAUGAUAAAGAGAGAGAUAAUAAAAGAAAAAAUGGGAUAGAAUAUGACUCAGCUUCCAAACUAGAAAAUGGGAUAGAAUAUGACUCAGCUUCUAAACUAGAUCACGAUGAUUAG
Molecule: messenger RNA, 2292 nt
Organism: Helobdella robusta
Lineage: Eukaryota; Metazoa; Annelida; Clitellata; Rhynchobdellida; Glossiphoniidae
Exons: 1
Coding region: 1-2292 (763 amino acids)
Cellular component (GO): plasma membrane
Source: RefSeq, a predicted model, not a curated record